Molecule: messenger RNA, 1116 nt
Organism: Bactrocera dorsalis (oriental fruit fly)
Lineage: Eukaryota; Metazoa; Arthropoda; Insecta; Diptera; Tephritidae
Product: carboxypeptidase N subunit 2-like
Exons: 2
Coding region: 1-1116 (371 amino acids)
Molecular function (GO): protein binding
Source: RefSeq, a predicted model, not a curated record
AUGAAGUUAAUCAAAACUACUGUCGAACCAGUCUCCACUUGGGCCGCCGAUUGCUUUAAGGAUGAGAAGACUACUUUGAAAAAUUGCAAGAAUUUUACACACGAACUCUAUAUAAAUGGCAAAGUGCGGGAAAUUUUAAUAAAAAUGCGUAAGCUGAAUAAAGUAAUACUAGUCUUUAACACUGACCUUGCUCCGAAACCAAAAUUAAAAAUUGGUUAUCUGCUUCACCUACAACUGAUUUUUAAAUCAAAUCGUAAUGAAAUCCGAGAAGCAGAUAUUAUAAGCAUACCAAAUGACCUACUUUAUAAGCAGAAUCAACUGGAAACACUUACGCUUAACGUACAAGGUCUAAAAGACCAGUACAUAUCGCUGCAAAACUUGACGCGAGCUUACUUUAAUAACUUCACUGCGCUGAGGCAACUUGACUUAGCCGGAAAUAAUAUGAGAAGGUUGGCCACAAGCAUCUUUGCAACGCUAACGCAAUUGAGUGGUCUGAAUUUGAGCCGUAAUGAAAUCCGGGAAUUGCCCGAAAGUCUAUUUGCAUAUCAGCGUCAACUUAUCAUACUGGAUCUGAGUCACAAUUUAAUGGAAUAUUUAACGCCACACAAUUUCGAUCACACUCCUCGGCUAUGGCAGUUGAUACUUGGUGGCAAUCAACUGCACGACACCACAAGUCUUAUAGAAAAUCUGAAAUCACUGAAUUGUCUACAUAGGUUAGACGUAAGCCAGAACCAACUGAAAACUAUACGUAGCACCGAGACUUCCGUUAAUAGAGCACCAAGAUUACUUACAAAUUUUCGAUACAACUAUGAGUGCAUGAGUUUGGCUUUAGCCGACGGUCUUAAUUAUAUUACCAAGUUGCAACCAGAAAUUUACGAAGGUGGCAAGAUUAGCUCAACAGUAAUCAAUUUAAGUGGUAACCGUUUGCGCGAAUUCACUUUAGAUUGGCUUGUAGCAGCGAACACUCCAUGCCCUUUUGAAAUAAACCUAGAGCACAAUCUGAUUGAAAACAUUUUUGCUUUACAAAAUUCCAACGGUUCGAGUGCCGAUUGCGCACCCGAAAUCAAAAUGACUGGUAAUCCGAUCGUGUGCGAUUGUAAAUUUGCUUGGAUUUAA